This is a messenger RNA of Salvelinus namaycush (lake trout), 1810 nucleotides long. RefSeq names its product HIG1 domain family member 2A-like. Gene Ontology annotation, cellular component: mitochondrion. NCBI's taxonomy places the organism in Eukaryota, Metazoa, Chordata, Actinopteri, Salmoniformes, Salmonidae. The record is from RefSeq and is a predicted model, not a curated record. The transcript has 2 exons. Gene Ontology annotation, biological process: mitochondrial respirasome assembly. Bases 54 to 398 code for a protein of 114 amino acids.
UCCCUUCCUCUGUAGCUAGCAACCGUAGCUUCGUGAACACACACUCUGGAGGCAUGGCAGCUGCCGCUACCCCGUUUGUCUCUGAACAGUCACCGACAACGACCCAACAACCAAUGCUCGACAUAUCCAAGCCCCCCGUUAUAGAAGGAUUUACACCUCUAUCGCGACCCAGAGAAGAGACGUUCCAGGAGAAGUUUAUGAGGAAGUCGAAGGAGAACCCGUUCGUCCCUAUAGGUUGUCUCGGUACAGCUGGAGCGUUGAUGUACGGUCUCCGAGCCUUCAAACAAGGCAAGACCCGGCAGUCCCAGCUCCUGAUGAGAGGACGUAUCUUCGCACAAGGCUUCACUGUAGUCGCUGUUAUCUUCGGCGUGUUCACCACAGCUCUGAGGAAAGACUGAGCAGCGUCAGGGCUGUGUUCAUUUACUGCAAAACUUUUUGCAAUGGGAAAAAAAAUAAAACAAGGGGUUUCUUUAUUAGACGAGUUCAGGUAGUCCCACCUUGUGGUGGUGAAUGAAAUGUGUUGUUUGAAUGUGUAGAAAGACUAAUGGAAAAACAGAUAUUUAAAAGGCUGUCCUUUUUUCUGGACUUCCUUAACUGUGCUUUGGGUUGGUCAAAUGAAAUGUAGACCCUGUCCUGGAGAUGGCAAAGCAAGCAGGGCACUGACUGCCUUGAGUUUAAAACAUCAUUGUGUAACAAUAUAAAUGACGUGCAAUGCAGCCAAGCACAUAUGUAGAAAAAUAUCUCUCUGGGUUGGAGUAAAUGGGCCAGCCGACCCACUUAUCUGUCAGUGAGAUCCACCUCUGUAUAAUACAGAGAAUUAUUCCAAGACUCUGACCACCUUUUUUUUUAGCACUAUAUUGUUGGUCCCCCCACUUUGGCUGUACUAGCAAUGUAUCCUCACACCUGUCCCUUUUUAUAAAGAUAUAUAAGUGAAUUGUUUCUGUGCUAUAAUACUUGAGAGAAAGAUGGCGCAUCUGGCUCUUAGGACCAAUAUAAGGGAUGUUAUAGGGACUGGUGAAGAUGACCUGGCAGUAUGGGGGCUCUUGUAAGGGAGGCAGAGGAACAGCUCGGGUCUUUUUUAGCGUUAGUCCAGCAGUUCUCAACCUGUUUUGGUCACUGUACCACCAAGAACAUUUCUCUGCCCAGAGUACCCCUUCAUGGGCUUAUUGUUAAAAUACUCAUGUUCUCCCCAAGUACCCGCUGUGUAUCGUACACAGUCUUAUUUAAUGCUCACACAAACCCUUUGCUUGAUAAAAGAAAAUGGACAAUACCAAAACAGACAGAUUUGAGAUCAUUUUUAUUGAAGAGUUUCAGUUCCUGUGUAACAUUCUCCUCUGUGAUAAUGUCCCAAUAGACAACAGUUGAUCACAGAUUUGAGGCAACGCAGUUUAAAUGAAGGGGAAAGUGUUUGAAAAUAUGACUCAACGGACUAGCGUUCAACCAACUGUUUAAAACAUGUCAUUCUAGAUUUCUUGUUUCAUUUGUCCAUGAUAUGAGGACUCUUUAAAACAGCGUGGCUGUAGAUGGGACUUUUCUUCCCAGGGUUAAAAGGUUCUGCACACGUGGGGGAUUCUCUACUUCCAGUCUCUGCAGGCUACUCUGAUGAAUGGUUAUCAGUUAAAGCUGAAUCAAAGUUUGGAAGAUCACAUGAUAUUAUACAGAACAGAAACCAAUAUAAUAGUAUGUUACUUUAAGGCAAAAAAAACACCUGAUUUCCAUUGUUUGAAUGGUUGCAUCUCUCUCUCAUGCAGCCAUAACUCGUGUGCUACUAGACAAAGUGCUUUGAUUGAAAUAAAACGUUUUAUUAACA